Molecule: messenger RNA, 2003 nt
Organism: Labeo rohita (rohu)
Lineage: Eukaryota; Metazoa; Chordata; Actinopteri; Cypriniformes; Cyprinidae
Gene: ncf4
Product: neutrophil cytosolic factor 4
Exons: 10
Coding region: 438-1505 (355 amino acids)
Biological process (GO): respiratory burst; phagocytosis; superoxide anion generation
Cellular component (GO): NADPH oxidase complex
Molecular function (GO): phosphatidylinositol binding; superoxide-generating NADPH oxidase activator activity; protein binding
Source: RefSeq, a predicted model, not a curated record
CUGUUUGUCUGUCUGUCGUUUCUUCCGUCUUUCUUAUUUCCUAAGUAAACACAAUUAUGUUUAAGUGGGCGUUACACAGGACGCGUUCGUACAUGAUGCACCUCUUGGACUUUGCGGCGCGUCUGGCUAAGCGUUUUUUAAUUCUGCGCGUCAGUAAAAGCAACGUCAUAUUUGUUUCCACUUUAAACAUUUCGAUAGCAUGUUCAUACAGUUACUCUCCAUCAGUCUGUUGAACCGCUUGACGAGGCGUUAGUAUGUAAACACCUCACUGUCAUGUCCCCACUGGGACUCUUUCAGUUCCCUUUUAAUGUACGCGUAACUCUAAACCCGCCUCAGAAAACCACCAGCAGCUUCACUUCCACUUUACUCAACUAAACUCUCUCUGUCUGUCUCUGUCUUUGAGCGUCUGAAGAGCUCUGAAUUCCGCAUCAUCCAGCAUGUCUCUCCCUCAACAGCUGCGCGAUGAAAGCGAUUUCGACCAGUUGCCAGACAACAUCGCAGUCACUGCAACCAUUGCUGAUAUUGAGGAAAAGAAAGGUUUCAUUGAUUACUAUAGGUUCGUGAUUGAGGUGAAGACCAAAGGCAACAUUAAAUACCUGAUCUACAGAAGGUAUCGUCAGUUCUUUGCUCUGCACCAGAGUUUGGAGCUUAAGUACUCAGCUGAAGCCCAGCCAGGAUACUACACCUGCCAACUACCUACUCUGCCAGGUAAGGUGUUUAUGGGAAACAAAAAGGAGAUCGCAGAGAGCAGAAUCCCAGAGCUCAACAAUUACAUGAAGAGGCUACUUUGUCUGCCUACCUGGGUUCUCUUGGAUGAUCUGAUACGGAUGUUUUUCUACCAGACUGAGUCGGACAGCCAACAGGUCCCCCGGGCCCUGCGCCGCCUGCGGCCCCCCACACGCAAAGUAAAAACCGUACAGCCCAAAACGGACCUUCUCUCCGCACCCAGAGCAGAGGCGGUGUUUGACUUCAGCGGCAGCGGACGCCUGGAGCUCAGUAUGAAGGCUGGAGACGUGAUCUUCCUCUUGCGAAGAGUCAACGCAGACUGGCUGGAGGGCACAGUGAGGGACAAAACCGGAAUCUUUCCCGAGUCGUUUGUGAACAUUAUUAAACCUCUUCCUGAGAGUGACUCUGACGAAGAGGGCAGAGCUUCCAUGAGUGGGAAACGUGCUCAGAGUUCAUACAGCUGCCUGCGCUGCUAUCUGCUGCAGCCAGAGGGCAUCGACACAAGGGACAUUUGUGUUGAGGAAGAUCUUUCUAUUCAGCCGUCUUAUGAAGAGCUGCUGUCCCGAAUGAGGGACGUCUUUCAAGUGCAAGAUAUUGCUUUGAACUACCGGGACCCUGAGGGUGAUCUGAUACGGAUAUUAGACGAUGAAGACGUCGCUCUCAUGGUGCAAGAGAGCAAACAGACGGGGUCAAAUGUCAAACGACCCGUGAAUCAGUAUCCCUGGGAGCUGUUGGUCACGCAUGCCAAAGAUCUGACCGUUUACAACACCGAGUAUUAAAACGAGCACUUUUCUAUGACCUGAACAUGUUCCUCGUAAUUUUAAAAUAGUUGCACAUUGUUUGUUAGUUUAUGUGGUUUUCAAAUUGAAAACAAUUUUUUGGUUAAAGGAAUAGUUAAUCCAAAAAUGCCCGUUUUUUCAUUGUUUACUCACCCUUGAAUCGUUCAUGGCUUUUGAGGCCGAAUCAGUUGAUCCAGUUCACAAAAUCAGUAAAUGAUUCACUUUUCAGUUUACUGAUUCAUUGAUCUGGUCGCAACAGUUUACAGCUUACUGGAGGAGAAGAUUUAUCAGUGAAUAAUUUUGUCAUUUUUAUGUUUUUUUUUUUUUUUUUUAAUGUUUUAUAUAUAUAUAUAUAUAUAUAUAUAUUCAUGUUUUUUUAUUUAUUAGUUCAAGUUUAUUUAGUUGUGUAGUUAUUUCGAGUUAAUCUAAAAAAAAAAUAAGAAAUGUAGCCCUGACAACUGGCUGAAAUUAAAAAGUUCCUAAGUAUUUUUUUAUUUU